Tetranychus urticae (two-spotted spider mite) is the source of this 830-nucleotide messenger RNA. Its product is annotated as cystatin-1-like. The record is from RefSeq and is a predicted model, not a curated record. Gene Ontology annotation, molecular function: cysteine-type endopeptidase inhibitor activity. Lineage: Eukaryota; Metazoa; Arthropoda; Arachnida; Trombidiformes; Tetranychidae.
UGCUUGUUUUCAAUUUAAUAUUCAAAUCUAUUUCAAUUUUCAAUUAGUAUUAAUAAGUUAACUCUUGUUACCUGUGAAGAAAAAGAUUGUUACAAAAAUGCAAUUCUUCAUGUUAACUGUCUGCCUUUUUGGAACUGUAUUUGCUAAGAGUCCUUCUACAGAAUGGACACCGCUCCCUGUUGAUGAUCCAACUGUUAUAAAGUUAGCUAAACAAGCCGUUGCUGAUGUCAACUCACAGGAAAAGUUUACUUACAAUAAACUGAUCGUGAUUACAGAAGCUAAAUCUGUAGUCGAUGACGGAGUUACUUAUAUGCUUAAAAUGAUCAUACAAAAAACUUAUUGUCCCUUAUCUAAACCGUACCAUGAUGAUUGUGAAAUCAACCAAGGUUUACCUGGUAGCACAUGCAUCGUCGAUGCACAUAAACCUGUUGGUUCUGAAGAAAUCAAGAUCGGGCGUUUACAAUGUGAUGAAAUUCCUCAACCCCCCAGUUAAAGAAAAAUUGCUACACUAAAUUGCGUCUCAUGCACAUCGAGAUACGUAUCGAAUAAAAACGGCAGAGUCAUGCGUUUUUUGCGUUUAAAGCAAUAGUUGCAUUCAUCAAUGUCACGUUAAAUUACGUUGUGAAACAAUUCAUAAGCCUGUAAAAUGAUUUGUCCAAUUUUUCUUUGUAAUGUGAUUGAAGUACAUGGAAAAGGCGAAAUUUGCGAUUUAAGAUUAGCAGAUUUCAGAACAACUUCGUUAGCAUUGUAAAUGAGUUGAUCUGAAUAAACCCGUUUUUUGAUAAUUUCAAUUCGAUUAAUUAACAUUAAUAAAUUAUAUUCAUUGAGAA